GUAGAAAGUUAUAUUUUCAACAAGAGCCAGGGUUUGAGGAUGGCAACUCAGUGUUUGACCAGAAUGCUGUCAGCCAAACUUUACAAGGAUGGAAAUCUUCCUGAAGUUCUGCACAAAUCAACCAACUUCUUAUGUAUAAGCAAAGGUUAUGAUAUAAAAAUUAACUAUGAUGACCCUACUGAGUUAACAGUAGAACAUCAACUGAGAAAAAUGUUUCCAGAGCUUGUUGAUCCCUCAGUAGCUCAUAGCUUCAGGUAUGUUCAUCGUCUAGAUUUUGCUACAAGUGGAAUAUUGUGUCUGGCUUUGAACAGAAAUGCAGCAAAACAUUUGUCUCACCAGUUCAAGAAUAAACAAGUGCUGAAAUAUUACCUUGCUCUUGUGAGGGGUCAUGUAGAAGAUGAUAUUGUAUUUAUUGAUGUACCAACUGGUGAUUUAGAGGACAAAGAAUGGCCAGGAAGGAGGUGUGUAUCUAGUCACCCAGCUUGUAAAGAUCCAAAGAUUACACACACACUAGUGAUUGCACUAGAGAAAGGUCUGUUUGAUGGUUCACCAGCAACAAAAGUUGUUCUUAAACCAAUUACAGGUAAGCAGCAUCAAUUAAGAGUACACUGUGAUUAUAUAGGUAACACUAUAGUUGGUGACUAUACCUACAGUUUAAGACAGGAUACAUCACCAGAUAGAAUGAUGCUACAUUCAUAUAGACUAUCUACAAGUAUGCCUAUAGAAGACUUAGAUCUCAUCUCCCAGGAUCCAUUCACUCCAGACUGUAUUAAGGAAUGGUCACCUAGAGAAAUUAUAAGGACAUACGAGGAAGCUGAAAGACUAGGAAACAUGUUUGAUCCUCAUUCUAGUGAUGUUAAAAAAGUGGAAAUAAAAGAAGUGACUUAAUUGA
Ruditapes philippinarum (Manila clam) is the source of this 892-nucleotide messenger RNA. RefSeq names its product RNA pseudouridylate synthase domain-containing protein 1-like. Gene Ontology annotation, biological process: pseudouridine synthesis. The transcript is spliced from 4 exons. Gene Ontology annotation, molecular function: pseudouridine synthase activity; RNA binding. NCBI's taxonomy places the organism in Eukaryota, Metazoa, Mollusca, Bivalvia, Venerida, Veneridae. The coding region runs from base 40 to 888 and encodes 282 amino acids. The record is from RefSeq and is a predicted model, not a curated record.